Molecule: messenger RNA, 1309 nt
Organism: Saprolegnia parasitica CBS 223.65
Lineage: Eukaryota; Oomycota; Saprolegniomycetes; Saprolegniales; Saprolegniaceae
Exons: 5
Molecular function (GO): protein binding
Source: RefSeq, a predicted model, not a curated record
CGAUGUACGGCAACAACCGCGGCCGGAACAACCAGUUUGGCAACAACGACCGGGGCGGCCGAGGUGGGCGCGGCCGUGGCGGGCGCAACAACAACUACUCGGGCGGCAACCGCUUCGCCCACUGCGAGAUCUGCACCUUCCACCUCGACGACCGCUGCCAGCGCGACAACUGCCGGGCGCCCCACUUCCUCAAGCGCCUGGGCAUGGCCAGCGGCCACAAUGGCACGGUGCGCGACGUCGCGCUCUGGGGCCAGCAGGCCUUCACGGCGUCGUCCGAUGGCACGCUGCGCCUAUGGGCGCUCGACUCGAUGAAGGAGGCCGCGGUCAUCCCGCAGUGCAAGAUUGAAAUCGACACGCUGCCUGUCGAGAAGAGCAAGAAGGUGACGGAAGGUGUCUCGAGCUUGCUCCUCGAGAGCCCGUUCCUCUUUGUGGGCUACGAAGAACAGACGCCGGCGAUCCCCGACGUGCCUGUCGGCAGGAUCCAGUGCUGGAACCUCGAGAACCCGUCGAUGCCGCCCAUGGAACUUGCGCAAAGCGCCGAGAUGCCCUUCGCCAUGUACCGCAACGUGACGUCGCUUGCGAUGGCCAAGCACCCGGCAACCGGCGCGCCCAUCAUCUUUAGCGGCGGCGCCGACGGCCGCAUCGCCUACUGGAUGUUUGACGCGGCGACCAACGCCUUUACGUGCGCGGGCGUCAUGGAAGGCCACGCGCUCGCAAUCACGCGCCUCAAGGUCGUCCAGCUCGGCGCGACGACUGCUCUGAUCUCGUCGUCGCGCGACCACACGAUUCGCAUCUGGGACGUGGCCACGUACAAGUGCGGCACGGUGCUCUCGCGAGCGACGGGCGGCCACGCCAACAUUGUGCUCGACAUUGAGAUCUGGGUCAGCAACGGCGAGCCGUUCCUCAUCAGCUCGGGCUACGACCAGCAGAUCAUCGUGUGGCAGCUCUCGCCGCCGUUCGCGGUCAUGUACACCGAGACGCUGGACUCGCCGGCGCUGGCACUCUGCACGACCACGGACGCGGUCGACGGCCCGCUCUUGCUCUUGGGCCACGACGAUGGUUCGAUUGUGAUCAAGGAGCUGCCGUCGUUCAAGUACAAGACGGUCUUUGGGAAGACCCAGACCAACGUCGGCCACACGGACGCGGUGCGGCGCAUCGUGCCAGGGCCAGCGCACACGUUCUUUACGACGUCGGGGGACCGCAAGAUGAUGGCGUGGCAGGUCACGGGCAAGAUUGCCGACAUCCAGAGCUAGUCAAUAGUCUUGUGGACGCCGUCGUAGCACUUUUCUAAUUCUAGUUCUCCUCUGCA